This is a messenger RNA of Auxenochlorella protothecoides, 261 nucleotides long. Its product is annotated as Small nuclear ribonucleoprotein E. Gene Ontology annotation, biological process: mRNA splicing, via spliceosome; spliceosomal snRNP assembly. Gene Ontology annotation, cellular component: precatalytic spliceosome; U4 snRNP; U5 snRNP. Gene Ontology annotation, molecular function: RNA binding. The coding region runs from base 1 to 261 and encodes 86 amino acids. The record is from RefSeq and is a predicted model, not a curated record. NCBI's taxonomy places the organism in Eukaryota, Viridiplantae, Chlorophyta, Trebouxiophyceae, Chlorellales, Chlorellaceae. The transcript is spliced from 3 exons.
AUGGCGCCGAAAGUCAAGAGGAUCAUGACACAGCCCAUUAACCUGAUUUUCAGGUUUUUGCAAAGUCGGCAGAAGGUCCAAAUAUGGCUGUACGACCACAACGACCUGCGCAUCGAGGGCCGCAUCAUCGGCUUUGAUGAAUACAUGAACCUCGUGCUGGACGAGGGCGAGGAGGUUUCCGUGAAGCGGCAGACGCGCAAGCCGCUGGGCCGCAUUCUGCUCAAGGGCGACAACAUCACCCUCAUGCAGGCAGCCAAGUGA